Messenger RNA from Cornus florida, 1505 nucleotides. RefSeq names its product wall-associated receptor kinase 2-like. The coding region runs from base 116 to 1195 and encodes 359 amino acids. NCBI's taxonomy places the organism in Eukaryota, Viridiplantae, Streptophyta, Magnoliopsida, Cornales, Cornaceae. The record is from RefSeq and is a predicted model, not a curated record. The transcript has 2 exons. Gene Ontology annotation, molecular function: calcium ion binding; polysaccharide binding.
UAUAUAGUAAAACAAUAUUAGUCCUUCCAUCUAAACUGAGGAAAGACAAAGCUAGAUCUCAUCAUUCUUAAUUACUUGAUCCAGAGAGAGAGAGAGAGAGAGAGAGAAAGGCCUCAUGGGUUUGCAAAGGAAGCAUCUGCAUAGGGUGUUGCUAUGGUUCUUAGCAGCAGUACUACUAGCAGCAGCAACAGAAGCAUCCCAAACAAUUCGAUCCGAUUGUGAAGAAUAUUGUGGGGAUGUAAGCAUUCCAUACCCGUUUGGCACAAGAGAGGGCUGUUACUUGAAUGAAGUUUUCCUAAUAACUUGUAACCACAACUUCACCCCUCCCAAACCACAGUUACGAACCUCUGACAUCGAGGUCCUAAACAUAUCCCUUGAUGCUCAGGAAUUGCGCAUUUAUACUUCUGUAGCCCGUACUUGUUAUGACUCCAGCGGCGGGAUAAUUAGAAGUAGUACUGCCUUUGUUCGUUUAAAUUACUUCCCAUUUUCCUAUACCCGUAACAAGUUCACUGCUGUUGGUUGUGACACCCUUGCACACGCCGUAGCUCUCCAAGGAGACGACCUUAUAAAGACUGGAUGUAUGUCAUUCUGUGCUAGUGCAAAUAGUUCAAGUGAUGGGGUUUGCUCCGGUAUAGGAUGCUGCCAAAGCCUCAUCCCGGAAGGACUUUUGAUUUUUAACAGCAGCGUUCGAGGCCAAUCUAACCGCAGCAGGAUAUGGGAAUUCAGUCCAUGCAGUUAUUCUUUUCUGGUGGAAGAAGAUGCUUAUAACUUCUCUACAGCCGAUCUCAGGGGUCUGCAAAACACAAGUGUUGUUCCCACUGUGCUGGACUGGGCAGUUGGUAAUCUAACAUGCGAAGAAGCUCAAAAGAACUCAUCCAAUUAUGCAUGUCCAAAGCAAAGUGUCUGCAAUGAGUCCAGUAAUGGUCCAGGGUAUCGCUGCAACUGCCCUCAAGGUUACCAAGGAAACCCUUAUUUACCUUUGCCCAAUGGUUGCCAAGAUAUUGAUGAAUGUGAGGAUUCAACCCUGAAUAACUGCACCAAUAGUUGUCAUAACAUUCCCGGCAGUUAUAAGUGUUCGUGUCCAAAGUGGUAUAAAGGGGACGGCAAAAGAGAUGGAGAGGGUUGCACUAUAGACCCAUUAUUAUUGACAAAGGUGUCGCUCGGUAAGUCUCUAUAUUUUUACACUGAACAAUAAUUGCUUCCAACCUUAUCAAUAGAGAGAUAACAUUUCCUUACAGUUGGGGCAAGAGAUAUAUAUGCAAUACCUGUCUUUUUGUAAUUUUGAAAACUCCCAUGUUAUGCAUAUAGGGCCCUAACCUUCCUUAGCUUUCGGUUGCAAGCUAGGGCCUAGCUUCAGUGUAUUUUUUUUUUUUUUUUUUUCCAAUAAAUGAAUAAGGUGUAUGAUUUGAUCAUUUUUCAUUUGACCACAGUUAAUCUGUACAACAGUGUACUUAUAAUUGCCAUCAUAUUGCUUUCAAAUAAGGGUAAUUUUUAAAUAAAAAUUG